AUGGCGAAAGGAACUGCCAACCCGAAGACCAAAAUCGCCACGAAGACCAGGAAGACCGCGGCCAAACCGAGUACGAACAAGCCUACUGCUAAAGCCACCCGGGAUCCAAUCGACGCAGUGUCGGCGGAUGAAGUAGAAACCGUCCGUAAGACACUGCCUCGCUUCUUGUUCCGCGCCUGGUCACCUACAUCUGGCGGCAAUGCUAGGCUAAACACCGAACAAGCAAUCGCACCCCUUGCCUUCCUCGACACUACGGACAUCGACUCAUUCUACGACACCUCUCGCCAGAAACUGGCACAGCUAGCCAAUCAGCAUCUGCAUGGCCAGCUCACGGAGCCAGUGUAUUCUUCCUGGUCUCAGUCACUAGCCUUCGUGCUCAGUAUCGGAGCGUCACAUCACAGCAACGCUUGUAUAAGCAUCCUCGACGUUUCCAAGUUGGAUCCUUCCGUCGUGGUCAUGCCGACAUGGGCGAUGUCGGAAGUGCUGCGACAUCCUGUGAGCGUAUUUGCGCACCAGUACCUGGCGUUCGGUAUCAUCUCUGGGCCGAGUUACGAAGCAAUUCCCCGAAGUCAAAUCAGGGGCGUUGGGUUUAUCGACAAUCCCAUCAACCAUUCAACCGCCGACUACUUCAAGCGCGACGAGAAGCCGGAGCCAGGAGCCCCCUUGUUGCACAUGAAGAUACGGUCCAUAGCUGCAUACGCAGCACAGCUGUACGGUCCUGACUUUCAGCUGGCCAUGGCAACGUAUAUGUUGGCCAUGGUCGAUUACCACGGCAACGUUGAUGAUCAAACACUCCUGAAGGCCUUAGCCAAGUUCCCAAUGCCCCGAGAUUGGAAAAGUGAUCACCGAUUGCUGGAGGCAAGCUCAAUGGACACGCACGAGUUCAGGGAGACCAUUUGA
This is a messenger RNA of Fulvia fulva, 900 nucleotides long. RefSeq lists its product as uncharacterized. Bases 1 to 900 code for a protein of 299 amino acids. The transcript has 2 exons. NCBI's taxonomy places the organism in Eukaryota, Fungi, Ascomycota, Dothideomycetes, Mycosphaerellales, Mycosphaerellaceae. The record is from RefSeq and is a predicted model, not a curated record.